Molecule: messenger RNA, 1806 nt
Organism: Jaminaea rosea
Lineage: Eukaryota; Fungi; Basidiomycota; Exobasidiomycetes; Microstromatales
Exons: 2
Coding region: 110-1759 (549 amino acids)
Source: RefSeq, a predicted model, not a curated record
CCCGCUCUUCUUUCACGUCCUGACCAUUCGUCACACUUGGAUCCGCAUGGAACCCUCAUCAUCUCUUCGUCCCUGAUUGUCUCCUAUUUCAUUCAUUCAUUCGUCCGUCAUGUCCACCACUCGCGCUGACGAACGGACCCCACUGCUCGACGACGACGGCGGCGGCGGCGGCGGCGGCCGCAGCAAUGGCGAGCCUUCUCAAGAAACGACCCUUUCCACUCUGCCUUCCCCAUCAGCUUCAAAAUCCACCACAAGACAAGUCGCACCCGACCUCCUCCGUGGCGUUCUCAUGAUUCUGAUGGCCCUCGACCACACCUCCGUCUCAUUGGGAGCAUACCCGCAUGGAACUGGAACGCACAGCGAGGAGGCUAGCGUGCCUGUUACCCAGUGGAGCGCUCCGCUGCCUUUCGCAAUGAGAUCCUCGACGCACAUGGUCGCUCCGGGGUUUAGUCUAUUGAUGGGCAUGGGGAUAGCGUACUUCAUUGAGAGCCGCUCAAGACAGGGCUGGACUGUCACCCGUCAGCUUCGUCAUAUUGCCGUGCGUACUCUGGCCAUCCUGCUAGUCAAUUAUGCAUCCGUAGGCGUCAGCAUGGCCACCUGGACCGGCAAGUUUCUGGUGGUGCCCAACAUAAUUCUUGUGGCAUUGGCCCUCGACUACCUGUUUGUCGGGGUGCUCUACGUGCUGCAUGUUGCGUAUGUUGAGCCGUGGCUGAAGAGAACGUUCAGCAGGCGGCAGGGCAGAUGUGAGGCAGACGAGGAUGACGAGUCUGCGGUAGCGUCAUUGGGCGAAGGAAGCUCUUCAACGCUCGUCACCGUCGCGGUGGACGCGUUCCUCGUCCUCCUCGCCGGCGUCACCCUCUCCGCCAAUAUCUUGACCUCAGCCCAUCACGGUGUCUGUCCGGCAACACAGGGACACGCACACGACCACAUCAGCGCCGCAACAAGCGAUGCUCCUACGAUCUGGCUCCUCGCGGGCGGACAUACCUUCCAAGCAGCAGCAGCAGCAUCAUCUUCUCGUCCCUCUUCACCGCCCGAGGUCUGUCAACACCCAGGGAAGCUCCUUUACAACUUCCUGUUCCAGCAAGUCACCUGCCUCGACCAAGGGAUUCUCUCCGGCUUUCCACCAGUUGGGUGGCUCUCCUUCGUCAUCUUCGGUGUAGCAUACGGGCGAUGGUUGCUCGCUUCCCGCAAGCGCAACAUCAGCGCACAGAGCAUCAACGCUAGCCUGGCAGUCGUGUUCGCUCUGCUCUUUGUCUCGACCAGACUAGGCCAGUGGGGCAACACAUCGACGCAUUGUCUUUCCACCCCGGACCAGCUCGCCCAGAAAGCUGGCUCCAAUCCUUACCUGGCAAGCUGGCGCUCAUUCGCCUACAUAGUCAAGUAUCCUCCCGAUGCAGCCUUUGCCUUUGCCACGCUUGCUGGCAACUUCAUCUUGCUCGCUCUGUUUGACGUCGCCCUCUCCACUGGGCCCUCUCUGAUCAAGAAGAGCCUGCAAAACCCGUCCAACAUCCUGCUAGCGUACGGAGUCCAGCCCUUGUUCUUCUACGGCGCCCACUUCUGGGUUUUAAUGACGGUGCAGGCGAUCUUGCUAUACAGUGGUCUGGCGAAAAGGAAUGCAGAGGGCAGGCCCGAGGUAGGCCUGGGCUGGGUCUUCUUGGCCGGCUAUGCCACGGUGCUCGGCGUGAUGUGGCCGCUAUGCGUUGCGUUUGGACGAUUCAAGCGCAGGCAAGGGGGCGAUAGCGUGUGGAAGUUCCUCUAAAGACUGGAACUUUUUUUGAAAUUGGAAUCGUUUAAUGUGUAGAGUCU